Drosophila miranda is the source of this 2526-nucleotide messenger RNA. RefSeq lists its product as uncharacterized. NCBI's taxonomy places the organism in Eukaryota, Metazoa, Arthropoda, Insecta, Diptera, Drosophilidae. The record is from RefSeq and is a predicted model, not a curated record. Gene Ontology annotation, molecular function: protein dimerization activity; DNA-binding transcription factor activity. The transcript is spliced from 2 exons. Bases 483 to 1577 code for a protein of 364 amino acids.
AACAUGUUUUGGCCACCGACAAGGAAACAACAGUAAAACUAGUGUCGGAUUUUCUUCUGAACUCGAAAAAGUCCGUUGAUAUUGAUAUAUUAAAAAAAAAAAAACAAUUCAAACAAGACAUUUUUGCCAGAAAACAAAUACUUAAAAUAUUUAAUUCAACAAACCCUACUUUUUUGUAAACGGUCUGAAAAUACUCGUGAAAAUCGGAAAUGAAACAGCAAUAAAAAAAACUGUUAAAUGAUCAAAAUAGUUAUACAGUUUACUUGUGAAGGAGCCUUAUAAAUAAGCCCAACCUUUAUAUAAUUUAAAAACAAAGUGUUAAUGAUAGAGAGAUAUCAAUUAGUUUCCGUUGAUAUCGUAUCAGUUACUGAAAAUCAAACUACUACGCGGCGCUGACCAUCGUUAAAAAACAGCGCACUUGGCCCGUUUUUUGGAUUACGCGCUCCUUCUAAGCAAGUUUGUGACUUUUAGUCAUUUCGACUAUGGCUGUUGCCCAACCAGACAAACUCUACAUGCAAUUAAGUGCAGCGGAACUAGCGGCCAUCAUUAUGAAAGAUUCACCCAAUUCAAACGACCGUGAUGCGGGUUUUUGUUCCGCCAGCUCGGAAAGCGAAGGCGGCGACGAUUUAGCCGUUGAGCAAACGCGCAGUGGCAGUCCCAACAUCGAACCAAAAGGAACUGAAGACUUCGGAACAGCAGACUCUAAGCCAAUAGCACUAAUCCGCAACAAACGCAAGAGUACGGAACCUUCAAAAGUUGUGGGAUCGAUGACGUCCACAUUUGGACAAGCCAACGCUUGUCCUUCCUCCUGCGCGAGUAUUGCUGCAACAGGCCCGCUUAAGAAACGCAUACGCUAUACCUCUUCUGCUGAUUCAGCAGUGGUUUUGACACCUACAAGCCAUAGCCCCAGUCGUAGUGUGCCCACCCCGUUAAGCUUGGAACACGAGAUCAUACCAAAUCCGGCCCAUAUAUUUGUUCGUCACCCAGGCGUCACUACUCUGCACCGCACGUUCGCCACGCAUCCAGAGCAGAAAGAACCCCUAGAAUUGGUGACAAAGAAACCACAGCAGCUAAUUGAAACAGAAAAAAAAUCGGAGACUUACUCCACAAUGCAGAACAGAAAACCACAAAAUCCAAAAAAGACAUUGCACAAAAAAAUGGCGAAAGAAGCAAUCGCGGCAUCAUUGAUUGAUGCAAAUCUUAGCGAUGAGGACAUGUGCAAGGUUGGGUCGGGCUCCGAUACUUCUACAUUGCGUCCGCACUCGCACCAACGCAAUUAUAAAAACAUGACGCGGGAGCGCCGCAUUGAGGCGAAUGCGCGGGAGCGGACUCGAGUGCACACUAUUUCUGCCGCCUACGAGACGCUACGACACGCCGUUCCAGCAUAUGCCAGCACUCAGAAGCUAUCCAAGCUCUCUGUGCUGCGAGUAGCUUGUUCCUAUAUACUGACCCUCAGCCGUAUGGCUGGUCAGGACUACAGCGCUGAUCAAUCGGAGCCGUCCAUUGCCGAUUGCAUCGAGGCCGUCACAUCAACAAUUCAAACGGAAGGAAAGGUGAAGCGCAAGAAAGACGAGUAAUCGGUAUAGUUUACCAACUCUGAAAGACUUUUAUUGGGACUGAUUACUGCUCAUGUUACUGUUAGUCGCGUGUGUUUGAUUGUGGGUCAGUUUGACAUACUGUACUCAGAACCACACGUUCUAGGUUUUAGGUAUAGUUGGGGUCACAAGUGACCGAAUAGCUUUACAAGUUUUUAAAGCUUUGUUUAUAGAGAUAUACACACCAGCUAAUUUGUAAGUAGAGGGUACACAAUAGGCGCGUUAUAUACAUAUUCUAGUGUACAUACAUACUCUUAUGUACAUAUGUAGGUAUGCGUACUUGCCAUAAUUGAUAUUUUUAGAAUCUAAGACCAGCGAUGUGAUCCUAAUUUAAAGUUGCUUUUAAACUUUGAAACUAUAAGAAAAUUGAAACAGCUCAAUGUUUUUGGCAGUACAAAUAUUGAAGAACACAAUAAUUGUUACCCCUAACAUACAUAUGGAUGUAUGUAUGUAUGUACUCACGGCUUUUCAUAAUCCAAAUUGACAAUAAUAGUAUGGGAAAUCCUAAAACUGUAUGCCAAACUACUAAGUAACUUUGUAUGUAUGUAGGUAUACGUACCAAUACUCUUAAAUAUAGCCGAUUUUCGCAUAAAAGCGGCAAAUUCCUAAAAAGUCACUAAAUUUAAUAAUGGAAGUCAUUAGUUUUACACUACUGGCAAAGUAGAUAGUUUCCAAUGUACAAAAGUAACUAUACCAUUUUUACAGAUAUAUUAUUCAAGAGAUGAGCAAGAUGUAUGUACACAAAUACAAACGAAGAUCCGCAAAUGGAACUAAAAUGAAAACCUGAAAUUUGUCUGUGUGAAUAUUUAUAGUCUUUUACGCCUAAAUUGAAAUCUCAUUGUUAUAAGUACAGUGUAUAUGUAUGUAAAUUAUGUAGAGAUAUAAAAAUAAGUGCCAUAAAAGCAGUAAAUAUACAAAUCCGACUGUCAAA